Messenger RNA from Portunus trituberculatus (swimming crab), 990 nucleotides. RefSeq names its product 28S ribosomal protein S18b, mitochondrial-like (gene mRpS18B). The record is from RefSeq and is a predicted model, not a curated record. Gene Ontology annotation, biological process: mitochondrial translation. Gene Ontology annotation, molecular function: structural constituent of ribosome. Gene Ontology annotation, cellular component: mitochondrion; ribosome. Bases 36 to 821 code for a protein of 261 amino acids. The transcript has 7 exons. NCBI's taxonomy places the organism in Eukaryota, Metazoa, Arthropoda, Malacostraca, Decapoda, Portunidae.
AAGAGAGAGAGAGAGAGAGAGAGAGAGAGAGAAGCAUGCUAGCCGGGUUAUUAAGAACAGGUGUGGGUGGAAGGCAAUUAAUACAGCAGGGAUGGCGGCGAGGAGUGUCCAUGAGUGGUGCCCUGCGGUGCGAGGCCACAGACGGGGAGGAGGAGGAAGGGCAAGCCAGGAAGCAGAUCGACCCAGCCAAGGACAGAACGAGAGUCAUACCUGUUGAAACGAGUCUGAAGUAUAUGCAGAGUGAAGCUUACCAGACAGCUUACGGCGAUGACCCGGUUUGGAAGAAAUACAAAAGAAAUUUUAAAGGCCAGUUUCCUCCUAAGAAGACAAGAAAGCUGUGCAUUCGUGCAGGAGUCCUUUCCACCGGUAACCCUUGUCCAGUCUGCCGUGACGAGUAUUUAGUGCUGGACCCGAGGAACACUGCCCUCCUCAAACAGUUCAUCUCCCCGCAUAACAAUGGCAUUCUCCCCACCAGCAUUACCAACCUGUGCCGCAAGAGACAUCGUGAGCUGGAGGUGGCCGUGCAGCAGGCAAGGGACAUUGGGCUCCUUACAUACGAUGUCCCCUUCAGACGCUACAACUACCAAGAUUAUUACCCUCUUGCCUCCUCCUCCUCCUCCUCCUCCACUACUGCCUCCGCUACCUCCUCCUCCUCCGCCUGCCUGCGUCCUCCUCUUCCACUGCUAGUUCGUAAUGUGAAAAUGGCAAGAAAUACUACUACUACUACUACUACUACUACUACUAAUAAUAAUAAUAAUAAUGUCCAUGAUCAAAACAUAAACAAGACUUCCCUGAGACUAAACACAAGAGGUUCUCAUUAAGACAGUCCCCCUGAAGAACACCAGUUGAAGUGAGGGUUUGCAGUGAAGUGAGGUGUUGACAAGAGCAUUGGUGAAGGUAGUAGCAGUGGUGGUGACAUCCUGGUGUAGGUAUUAAGUGGUGUAGUGAGUUUUUUUUUUUUUUUUUUGUAAAUAUAUGUGAUUUUAAAAU